This is a messenger RNA of Guillardia theta CCMP2712, 2010 nucleotides long. RefSeq lists its product as hypothetical. NCBI's taxonomy places the organism in Eukaryota, Cryptophyceae, Pyrenomonadales, Geminigeraceae. Bases 1 to 2010 code for a protein of 669 amino acids. The transcript has 2 exons. The record is from RefSeq and is a predicted model, not a curated record.
AUGAGCGACGAGAAUUUCAUGCAGGAGGAGGAGGAAAGGAUGCGAGACAAGCUGGUGGAAGAGCAGGAGGAGAAGAUUGGCGUCAACGGGACCCAUCAGGUCGAGCAGACUUUUGAAUUCAGAAGGAAACUAAGCGUGAUGAAGGAAAGAGAGUUGGAGGAGAUGGAGAGAAAGCACGUUGAGAUCCUCUCUGCCCUCCAGCAUGAGAACGAUAUGCUCCGCAAUCAGGUCAAAGAUCAGUCGAACAUCGCCAAGCAGCUAGAGAACCAGGUUCAAGAGCUGAAACUGUCCAUAUCGUACUCGGUUUCAUUGGACGCGCUGAGAGAGUAUGAAGAGCUCAUUGCAAACGAGAGGGUGAACAGCUGGCUCAUGACUCUGAAUAACAUCGCAAAACAUUGGACACGGUUGAACACCUCGCGAUGCUUCUGGUUUUGGUUCAACCACGCGAUGUGGAAAAAACGCAACCUGUGGUGUGUUCGACGAGUGUCAAGGGCCCGUCUUCACGCGUGGCUGAGGAAGUUCAAGAAUGUCAUGACGAUGAAGAGAGUUGUGAAAUCUGAUACCCGCAAGGCCCAAUGGCUGAAAAUUAUGCACCAAAGAAGGAGAUGCCGAUUGCAAUUCAAGCGAUGGAUGAAGCAGUUUAUCAAAGACAUGUUUCACCUCUGGUCGGAACAGAACACCCGUUGCAAGUACUUUCAGCAGACGAUGCAGCUUCAGGAGACUGUCAAGCUCUAUGAGAGUGAAAUAGAGGCAAUCAUGACGCGUCUACAUGAGGUGGAGACUGACCUUGAGUACGAAAGGAGCAAGAACUUGCUGGAAUACCGCGAACAGGCGAUAGUAAAAGAGAGGGAGAUCGAGAGGAUAGAGCAGAAUUGUGCGGAGAAACUUUCUGCCCACCUCGAGGAGAUCAAGAUACUUGAAGCUGUCAAUAAGAACCUGACGGAGAGAAACAAGGAGCUCGAGUCAGAAGGUUCCAACAGAAAGCUGAGCCUUGUGAAGGAUCGUCCGAUAGACGUCUGUGUUCCGGAUGCUGCCCAGGAUACAAAAGUCAUGCAUGAGAUGUCUAUACAUCUCUCUAUCACGAUCUACAAGGCGAGGAUGACGAAACGCAUCGUGUUUGACAGCUUUCGAAGUUUGACAGGGAGCCCUAAAGCAAGGAUGGGUGAUUUCUUGUCAUCGCUGCUCGAUCGUCGCACUCGUCAGCUUGCCUUUCAGUGCUGGUCUACAGCCAGGAAUCUCAGCAGGAACUUGCUCGUGAAAGCAACUCGUUGCAAGUCAAAGUCUUGUGACCGCACGCUACUGGUUGCGUUGCAGGAUUGGAGGGGAUUGUGCCGGGCGAAGAGGCGGGAGGAAGGGAAAAUCAUGAGAGUGCGGAGGAGAAACUGUGAGAAAGUUCUGCGAUGGAGCUUUGAGAAAUGGAACGAGGAGCCUGAGAGCAUCUGUGAGAUGAGAAGCCAGCUGGUGAGGAAGGAGGCGGAGGUAGCGGAGAGGACAAGAGACUUGCAGGAGAGCAACUCCAAGUACGACGCGAUGCUGCUGUCCAGACGGCGAGAGAUGGACAGGAUGAGGCAGGCGGCAGGGUCCCUGGGCUUCCAUGCCCAGAAGAAGGUUCCCCUUCUUCGUGCGAUGACAAGCUGGAGGCUGCAGGGCAUGCUAAAGUUCCUCUUCUCCUGCGUGAAGCUCAAGGCAGCGGCGAUGGGAAGGAGGAGUGUUUCGAGGAGAGCGCUUCAUGCCUGGGCGUGGGAGGCGCUGGGGGAGAACGAGGAGGAGCAAAGGAGGCAGCAGGAUGGGCCUGUGCAGAUGACUCCUAAGGAGCAGCUUCGUGCGGCAAGGAGGAUGGUGACGUCAUGGGAGCGGCUGCAGCGGAAAAUCUUCUUCAAGCAGACGUUUCUAGGCGGCAGCUUUAUCCGAUGGAUCAACGAGCUGGCUCUACGAGCCUUCAGCGAGUGGCGGCAGGGCUUGAACUCCUCCCUCACCCGCCGGCGAGUCAACCUAGGAGGGUACGUCUGA